AAUGCACACCAACAACCACGUGAGCUAAAUUGCAAGAUGGAGAGAAGAAGUGGCAGAAAAAGACAUUCUACAGACUCCUCUGUUGAUGAUCUGCAAACAAAAAAGCGAAAGAAGUCCUCCAAGCGUGAUCAGUCAACAAUGCACGAUACUCUAGUUUCCCCGCCCACAUACUCACCCCUGCCCACUCACUCGUCCCCCUCCAAGAGGAAGAAAUCCUCCGCCCCUGUCAUUACCAAGCCCCCUCCUCCCCCCAGUGCUAGUGCCAACGGUGGAGGUUCUGCGAAGGCAGGAAAGAAAAAAAAGAAGAAGGUCAAGGAGGAGGAGGAAGUUAUUGAGGAACCUGUGGAGCAAGCCGCUGCUGAAGUACAGACGGAAGUACAGACCAAACCGAAGAGAAAAGGGAAAGCUUUCUACCUAAAACCUGCUAACGGAUCUUGGAGCAAGCAUGUUGGGUCGCUGGUCAUGUACCGUGCCGUGAGCCAGGCUCUGAUGAUGGAGACUGACCCGCGGGAGAACGAGGCAACUGUCAACUGGAACAUGAUGUCUGCCGGGUUCAUAUCAGCCAAAGAUCUAGAGCUCAUCUGGUGUCUCAUUAAAAAAGAGUUUCCCGGGAAGUCCCUGACGGCCAUACGAGAUGAGCUCAAGCCGUACACUGCCAUAACCACAGCGGAGGUCAACAGAGCUGGUGUCAGGGAACAGUUCAAGAGUGAGUUCCCCAAGGCCCCUCCCACUCCCUACAUGUUGUUUGUGCGCAUCAAGACGGCCGCUAUGAGAGCCAAACACCCUGGCAUAAAGAUGAUGGAAAUAGCCAAGAAAUUAGGUGCCAAGUGGCAGUCCAUUGGCACAGAGAAACAAGACAAGUAUCGACAGCAGUACCAAGACCUCAAGGUUGAGUAUAAAGCCAAGCUCGCUGACUUCUACAGCCACCAUCCGGACGCUAAAGUCCCCACGAGGAUGCGUAGUAAGGCCAAGGAUGACGAUAGCUUGACCCCUGAAGAGAAACGAAUCAAAGAGCUGAAGGCCUUCCUCCCCAAGCCACCUCCCUCUGCCUACAUGCUCUUCUGCAAGGCCAAAAGAUCAAAGGUCCAGAAACAGCAUCCUGAACUAAAUUCCAAACAAAUAACUCUCAAGCUUUCAAUGAAGUGGAAAGAUAUGAUCUCAACACAACAGGCAAAGUACAAAGAAAGCUAUGACAAUGAGAAGAGACGCCACAAGGAGCAAAUGAAGAUCUUUCACGAAACCUACCCAGAUGCCAAAGACCUACUCUCCAAGGGCAAGAAGAGCAAGUCUGAGGACACCUCCACUCAGACCAGCAUGGUCGCCACUCCUGGUAGACCUCUCCACGUGAUAAACGAAGAGACAGACUAUGACACAUCAUCAUCAGAGGGGGAGGAGGAGAGUGAGGGGGGCGUGGCACAAGGGGGUGUGGUAGUACCUAGCGAGAGUGAGAAGUCUGACACUGAACAAUUGUCAGAUGAGCACUCCCCCGUACCCAAGUCUGCUGUUGCUAUAUUCAACUCUAAAUCACGUGACAAGUCACCUGACUCUAUUCUGACAUCAGAUGACUCGUCAGAUUCUGACCAAUGAACUUAUACAGCAUUUAUAAUUAUAUUGAUUUGUUUGUUGAUAUUCGUUUCGUUACAUACAUGUGUAUGUAAGUAUUGUGUUUUGAGUGUCAAUUUCAUACAUGAACUUGUUUGGCAGCUUUUAA
This is a messenger RNA of Halichondria panicea, 1711 nucleotides long. RefSeq lists its product as uncharacterized. NCBI's taxonomy places the organism in Eukaryota, Metazoa, Porifera, Demospongiae, Suberitida, Halichondriidae. The transcript is spliced from 12 exons. The record is from RefSeq and is a predicted model, not a curated record. The coding region runs from base 37 to 1587 and encodes 516 amino acids.